CACUGGCUUGAUCUUAAACCCAAACUCAGCAGCCCCGCACCAGGCGCAGCACCCUCUUCUGCAGCGCAGUGCCGCAGUCCCGUGUAGACCAACGAGCGGGUGAGUAGCACGCCGUCGCCCUCGCGCUCUCCCCUGCCUCUUCUCCCGCUGCCCCUCGAGCUGCCCUCCCCCUCGUCCUCCUCCUCCUCCUCCUCACGGCAGGGAGAUAGAUUGAGGGGGUGUGUCCUUCUGACCAACAAUGGUGGACUGGGUUAGCGAUAGCGAUGACAGUGAUAAGUUUGAGUGGGGAAGUGAUAGCGAGGCUGAGUCCUCAUGGGCUCCGAAAUUGAGGAAAUUGGAUGCUCCUGGCCCGUCGAUGCUGGUACGUCAGGAUUCUAAUGGGUGGGUCAACGGGCAAGCAACAUCUAUUUCUUUAGUCGAGGUAUAUGUGGGAAUGGGUUUCCCAAAAGAGAUGGUCAUGAAGGGUAUUAAGCAGAUUGGUAAUACUAAAGGGCAUAGUAAUGAAAAUGCAUUGCUCGAGCUGCUUCUCACAUAUAAGGUAGUAGGUGAAGACGCUGCAGUGGGUAAUUGCUCUGCCUCUGGCUGCACCCCGCUGAGUGUUGAAGAUGAUGAUGAUUUUGACUUUGAAAACUGGGAUGUCGAUGAUGAUGCUGGUGCUAGAGAGCACAACUCUGAUAGUUCUGGUGAUGAGGAUUUUCUACAAGAGAUGUCAGAGAAGGACAUGAAGUUGAAAACAUUACUGGGCAUGGGAUUUCCUGAAGAUGAAGCCAAUGUGGCUAUUACAAGAUGUGGUGUGGAUGCUGCUCUCUCUUUAUUAAUUGAUUCUAUCUCGGCAUCACAGUACGCAGGAGGUCAUGAGGUUAUGAAUGGAUGCUUCUAUUCCACUGGAGAGAGAAGGAAAAAAAAAUUGAUGGAACAGACCAAGAAUAAGAUGAAGCGGUAUAGAGGUGGAGCACAAGGCAAUCGAGCCCCCUUGGAUGGUAGCCAUGAUGAAGAAAUGCCUAUUCCAAAGCCUAUGGUUGGAUUUAACCUGCCUGGUUAUAUGCGAUCAGUGAUCAGAAUGAUUCCUGAACAAGCUAGGGGACCACCUUUUUUCUACUAUGAAAAUGUGGCCCUAGCUCCAAAAGGUGCAUGGCCAGAAAUUUCAAGAUUUCUGCAUGACAUUCAACCAGAAUUUGUGGACUCUAAGCACUUGUGUGCAGCUGCCAGGAAAAGAGCAUAUAUCCAUAAUUUGCCAAUUGAUAACAGAUCACCUCUCCGGCCCCUCCCUCCAAAGACCAUAUUUGAGGCCUUCCCUCAUUAUAAGAAGUGGUGGCCUUCCUGGGAUCCAAGGAGGCAGCUCAACUGCCUGCAGACUUGUGUGGGAAGUGCAAAGCUGUCAGACCGGAUUCAAUGUGCUCUUGCAAGCUCAGACAAUCCACCGGCUAGAAGUAUUCAGAAAUAUGUCAUGAAAGAGUGCAGAAAAUGGAAUCUUGUCUGGGUUGGAAAGAACAAGGCUGCUCCGUUGGAGCCUCAGGAGUAUGAAGAUCUACUUGGUUACCCGAGAGACCAUACUAGGGUACUUGGCAGGGCAGAGAGAUACAAAGCUCUCGGCAACGCAUUCCAAGUUGAUAUAGUCGCUUACCACUUGUCAGUGCUCAGAAACAUGUUUCCCAAUGGUGUUAAUGUGUUGUCCUUGUUCAGCGGUAUUGGAGGAGCAGAGGUAGCUCUGCACAGGCUUGGGAUCCACAUGAGAACUGUCGUUUCUGUUGAGAUAAGCGAAGAUAGUAGGAGGGUUUUGAGGGGUUGGUGGGAUCAGACUCAGACAGGCACAUUGAUUGAGAUUGCUGACGUGAAAUCUCUCAGUAAUGAUAGAAUUGCAUCAUUUGUUAGUACAUUUGGUGGCUUCGACUUGGUGAUUGGGGGCAGCCCUUGUAACAAUCUUGCCGGGAGCAACCGACACCACCGCGAUGGCUUGAAGGGCGAUAAAUCCAUCUUGUUCUAUCACUACUCCAGGAUCUUGCGUGCCGUCAAGUCGUCUAUGGCAAGAUUGUAGGAUAAUCAUUGUUUACGCAACCUCAGGUGCAGCUGAAAAGUCAGUAUGAAGAUCAAUGUUCCCUGGAUGGAUGCUUGGAGGUUGCAGUCUCUUGAGCUAUAUGAAAACAAUGUCCUCUUUUUGAUCCUGUUUCCCUGAAUGUUAAUUCUGUUGAUGGUGCUUCCUGGAUGAAUGCUCUCCUCUUCAUUUGCAAUCUGGGCUGCAUGAUGACCAUUUUUUUUUAGUCGUGUCGACAGUGACAAAAAUUUGAGAGAGAACAGCUGUUACAAUUUGUGUCCAGUUACCAUUACGGUUAUCAACUUAUUGAGCAAUGGAGGCAGUUGUCCAACUAGGAUUGGAUACAACUUUUGACA
Messenger RNA from Lolium perenne, 2388 nucleotides. RefSeq names its product DNA (cytosine-5)-methyltransferase DRM2. Gene Ontology annotation, cellular component: nucleus. NCBI's taxonomy places the organism in Eukaryota, Viridiplantae, Streptophyta, Magnoliopsida, Poales, Poaceae. The record is from RefSeq and is a predicted model, not a curated record. Gene Ontology annotation, molecular function: DNA (cytosine-5-)-methyltransferase activity.